ACAGGACGGUGUUUCGGCGAAAAGACGCUCGUGGAAUUUUCUCCUAACUGUAAAUUAUAGCUUUUGAUAAGUUUGAUAAGUUGGGGUUAAGUUGAAAUAGUUUCUUGUUAUUGUUGAAUUCUGCUGGAGUUUUCAACUUCAGCGUCGUUGGGCUGGAUAGUUCCAGGAAAGGCUGACUCUGAAUCCUCUCCUAGGGUGUUAUGGCUUUCCAGAGUGGCUGGGGGAUGGUCAUGGAAAAGUUCUGGGAUUCAGGGAUUCCUUGUUUACAUCCUCUCGGAGUACGUCUCGGGGGCGGGCUUGGCUCCGCCCUCAUUCUUUAGGCCUGACGUCAUUGUCGCUUGUGUUUUUUAUGAAUGAAAGAAUCCAACCUCAGAGAGCAGCGGAGUAAUUCCGGGAAAAGGCGGACUGACAUUUUGUCGCCGGAGUUGCGUCGAGCCAUCAGCCAAGAGCCUCGAACCGUUGGUGUUGUGCUGACAAGAGGAAGUGUUCAGGGAAUUGGUUAGGACACCUGCUUUGAGCAACCAAAGGGCAGCCACAUGAUAACUUCCUCCUGAUAAUUCCAGCUAACAGAGAAAGAUUGUGUGUAUCUGGUUUUACUGGUGCUUGGGGAGGGGAAAAAACAAAGACAACUGGAUCAUGACGACAGAAAGAAACAGCAAAGCUCUGAAGGUGAAGCAGGAAUGCGGCGAGAACGUGCCCUUCCUGUCGGACAGCGAGCUAAUGUCCCUGUCGGUGCGAGAGCUGAAUCUCCACCUGCGUGGUCUCUCCCGCGAAGAGAUUCAGAAGCUGAAGCAGCGGCGUCGCACCUUAAAGAACCGGGGAUAUGCCGCCAGCUGCCGGGUCAAACGGGUGUCUCAGCGAGAGGCCCUGGAGCAGCAGAAGAUGGAGCUGCAGAGAGAGGUGGAGAGGCUCGGAGCCGAGAACGCCGGCAUGAGGAAGGAGCUGGAGGGGCUCAGCGCACGCCUGGCUGCGCUUCAGAGAUUCGCCAGGGGUCUGGAAGCGGGAGGAGGCAGCCUACUGGCUACGGCCCCUCGCCUCAACACCGCCUCAGUCAUCACCAUCGUGAAGAGUCCGCAGCAGCCUCAGCCACAAAGGGAGCAGGAGCCAUCCUAGAAGGAGAUGCUGAAACCAGACUGGGGUUUGGGGUUUGGGAUUCGGGGUGGGGACGGGGAAGCCUGCAAUGCAAACACACGCACACAUCUGCAGGCCUUAAUACUCACGCAAGCAGGAGAGCAGGAUGACUUGUAAUAAUAGGAAAAUACUAAGCGCCUUGUUCACAUUACAAUUGACAGAAAUCCGAUCACAGCUACGAUCACCUUUCUAACAAACAAGGAAACAGAAACAGGUUCAAUACUGUAGUUUUGAUAGAGAUGUCCUCUGUUGACGAUCCUCCAUGAAACAGCAGUCUGGUCAAGUAAGAUUUACUCAGUGAUUUUUUUUUUUUUUUUUUUUUUUUUUUUUAAUUGUUUAUUUUCCUGAAGCACUCAAAGUUUCAAAUUCUGUUUAAUGUGAACAAGGCGUCGCACAUAUUUAUGCACAAAAAACCCUCACAGUCUUUCCCUUGAGCUACACGGGGACUCUGACUGAAGCCCAACCAAGCCAAACAGGGUUACUGAGCACCAUUACUCCUCAGCAAACCCCCACAGCGAGGCUGGUGUAGCCUGAUUAUGCUACCUAAAGGCUGGGGCGGCUUUCUGCUUCCGUUUAUGGCACCUGACCAACAGCAAAAUGCCAGGGUGGAGCUUCCUCGGUCUCCAUAAUGCCUUUUAGUCUGAAAUCACUAGCUUAGCUCAGCCUCGUGUUCCCACCCCCCUAUAUUUUUUUUUCUUUUUUCGUUUUAUUCCCUGUCAAUGCAGUUUCUCACCCUUUAUGUCACUUUAUGUGCCGGUGGGAUAAUCUAAUCUGUGUUCACCUCGUUCCAUUGAUGGCUCUCUAGCUGCUUUAGUCAUGAGACUUUUGGGAGCAGAAACGGUCAGAGAAAGGCUGAGAAGUGCUGCCUGAGUGUAUUGUGAAUUUCUCUAAGUUGUUGAUUCACUAAGAUUUUCCAGUUUUUUGGGUGGGGGGGAUCUCACCAGUCCAAAAAGACAAUUCUGUACUAUCUGUGUGCUCAUUUUUCCCAUUAAUGCAGUGCCUUCAGUGUAUGAAGGAGCUCACCAGUCCUCCUGAUUGUCUGAAACGACACAUUUCUUAUUUCUCAUUGUGAUUUCUGUGGAUUUCCAUCUUUUUCUGAGCUUUAAUCCCAAAUUUCUCGUUUCAUGAAAACUCCCGUGCAGCAGUUUGGCCAAGUCUAGUGUCGGUGGCUUCCUCCUUCUGACGACAGAUGUUGGUCAUUUUGCUAAAAUAAAUAAUUGAAUAAACGAAUGUGUGGAAGCGGAAUCACGUCUGGUAGGAAUUACGCUCAAGCCGAUGCAAAUCCUCUGCAAACAUUCCCGUUGUUGUGUUGUUUGUAAUGUCUGAGAGACGCAAAUGUUGAGUGACAUUUAUCAGAUAUAUAUAUAUAUAUAUAUAUAUAUUCUAAAUUUUAUUUGUAUUUAAAAGUAGAUAUUAUGACAAGACAAGCUAACGAGUGCUGUGAUGUUCUGUAUGUUUUCAAAAAGUACUUAUGACUAGUCUGAGGAUAUUCUCACGUCUAAUUAUUGUGCUGCGUGGCGACGAUGAUUACUUUACAAAACGUUUGAUUAUUAGCUGUGUAGAAAUAUGCUCAAAGCCAAUGGCCAUAUUGAUGUAUGACGAUUUGUGUGCGUGUGUGCGCGUGCGUGCGUGUAUAUGUGUGUGUUUUACGUAUAUUUUUGCAAUGUUUGUACUAGCUCGUCGUCGUGGAUAUCUUGGAGGGACAUUAUUUUUCUAAGAUGAAUCGUAUGUUGUUUGUGCGGAGAAAAAAAAAAUUGAGGUCAUUUCUGAAUGGGCGGGGCAGGCAAGAUACACAGGAGGUUAGAGAGAGAGGGAGAAGACUGAUGGAGACGAGGGUGAGAGUGGAGGGUUGAGAAGGAGCCGGAUGAUGGAGAAGGAAAGUAGGCACAGCAGACUGGAAAAGAAGGUGCAUAGAGGUGGUGUUUUAUUCACUUGAAAAGCCUCCGUCUGACGUAGGCCUGUUUCACUCAGCAGGCUUAAAUUUCAUGGGAGUUUAGGCCACUGAAUAGUGCUAGCAAUAUAAUAUAUUAAGUAGGCAUGGUAACACAUGAAACUGUGUUGACAAAUAACUCCUAAAGAUAUGAGGCAUAUAUUUAGCUAUAUAUGAGUAUUAGUGUGGCAAAGCAUUUAUUCUCUAUAUUUUAACGUCUCACAUCUGUCAAACCCUGCUGGAUGUUUUAUAAUACCUGCAAAACAGAAAUGGUCUUUGUAUUUAUUACUUGUAUUUUUUCUAUUGUGAAAAUUUAAGUACAUUGUCUAUUUUAUAUAUUAAUUAUAAUAAAUGUUGUACAUAUUGUACAUAAAACUGUG
This is a messenger RNA of Oreochromis aureus, 3441 nucleotides long. RefSeq names its product v-maf avian musculoaponeurotic fibrosarcoma oncogene homolog F (gene maff). The record is from RefSeq and is a predicted model, not a curated record. NCBI's taxonomy places the organism in Eukaryota, Metazoa, Chordata, Actinopteri, Cichliformes, Cichlidae. Bases 637 to 1113 code for a protein of 158 amino acids. The transcript has 4 exons. Gene Ontology annotation, molecular function: RNA polymerase II cis-regulatory region sequence-specific DNA binding; DNA-binding transcription factor activity, RNA polymerase II-specific. Gene Ontology annotation, cellular component: nucleus. Gene Ontology annotation, biological process: regulation of epidermal cell differentiation; regulation of transcription by RNA polymerase II.